GGACGUGACGUCAAUAACCGAGCGCCCGGAAGCGGAAGUUCGCUAGUAUUACCCGCUGGAGAGUGUGAGCUGUAUCAGUUGGUAAUGAAAUAUGGCUGCUGAUUGGCUUGGGAGCAUCGUAUCCAUUAACUGUGGAAACACCUUGGGGGUGUAUCAAGGCCGCGUGUCUGCUGUUGAUCAACUUAAUCAAACCAUCUCUCUCACCCAGCCUUUCCACAAUGGCGUCAAGUGCUUGGUGCCAGAGGUCACUUUCAGAGCGGGAGACAUAGUGGAUUUAAAAAUUCUGGAGAUCCCUGUGGAUAGUCCUCGCACAAACCACCAGCUCCCUGACGAUCCUUCAGGCUCCAGCUGUGUAUCUACCAGUCAACAGAAUGGCAUGAGCAAGCAGAAAUCCUCCACGACAGUGGGCACAUCCCAGGGUAUCCCACGAAGAGCAGAUGCAAAGGGCAAUGACCCUGCCGGAACCUCCCCGCAGCCCUGCUCAAAGAGCCAUGUGGACAAGCACACUGAUGGCCUUGGGCAACCGAAAAACUUUCGCCGGAGACACAACUCGUCCAGCAUCCAGUUGGCCGUGCAGUCAUUACGAUACCUGCAGAGCACUGGCUGCAAAUUGGAAAGCGAGAUUUCAAGUACCCUCUCUGGACAGAUGGAGAUUGGGAGGGGGUCUUCCAGCAGUCGUUACCCCAAUCAGGUCACCCCAAAGAAGACUGUCCCAAAGAAUGGGCAGCUAAAGGCUCGAGAUGAUGAAUGCUUUGGAGAUGAACUAGAAGAGAUUCCAGACACAGACUUUGACUUUGAAGGCAAUUUAGCUCUUUUCGACAAGGCAGCCAUCUUUGAGGAAAUAGACACACGUGAAAAGAAAGGUGGGAGUGCAGGAGGUGGUGUAGCAAAGUCAAGAGGAACUCCAAAUGAAAGACCUCCUACUUACAGGCAUGACGAGAACAUCAUAGAGUCGGAACCUAUUGUAUACAGAAGGAUUCUGGUCCCUCAGCCUGGUGGAAAGGAAUAUUGUACAGAUUCCGGCUUGGUGGUACCCAGCAUCUCGUAUAGCUUGCACAAGAAACUUCUCUGUGUGGCUGAGAAGCAUGGUCUGUCUGUUGAAAGACGGUUAGAAAUGUCUGGCGUUUGUGCUAGUCAGAUGGCAUUAACACUUCUUGGCGGACCCAACAGGCUAAACCCUAAGAAUGUGCACCAGAGACCUACUGUUGCUCUCCUUUGUGGACCCCAUGUAAAGGGGGCACAGGGCAUUAGCUGUGGACGUCAUUUGGCCAACCACGACGUAGACAUCAUCCUCUUUCUGCCAAAUUUCGUGAAGAUGCUGGAACCUGUGACAAACGAGUUAAAUCUGUUCUGUCAGACUCAGGGCAAGCAAGUGCCAAAUGUCAAAGAUCUUCCAGACUGCCCUGUGGAUUUAGUCAUAAACUGUCUGGACUGCCAUGAAAAUGCUUUCCUGCGUGACCAGCCGUGGUACCGAGCAGCGGUAGACUGGGCCAAUGGCAACCGUGCACCUGUGCUUAGCAUUGACCCUCCUGUAAAUGAUCAAGAGCAAGGUAUACAUGCCAAGUGGUCACUGGAGCUGGGCCUCCCUCUGGCACUGGGGGAGCAGGCAGGACGUGUGUACCUCUGUGAUAUUGGCAUCCCUCAGAAGGUGUUCAGGGAGGUGGGAAUAAGCUACCACUCGCCAUUUGGAUGCAAGUUUGUGAUUCCAUUGCAUUCCAUCUAAGGGUGGCACAAUCUAUUGGAUUUGCAUGCCUAGACUGACACUGUUGCCUUAAGAAGAUGGGCACAGCUGCCAUCGAAAUUUUUUUUUUUUUUUUUUUUUUAAACACCAAUGGUGAUCCUUAUGUUUAUCUGAACAAUACAUGCCUACAGUCUUACUGACACACUGGUAUUAAAUGCAUUGGACUACCUAGGGAACAGGUUUUUUUUAUUGAAUUUUUUUCCCUCCUCCUUUUCUGUGAUUACUCUCUAUUGAGAGGAAGCAUGCAUCUAGCAGUGAGAUGUGAAAGAUGUCAUGUAUUACUUUAGUUGUCAAUUCCCGUUAUUCAUGCAUUUUCUAUUUAGUAACCAAUGCCUGUUAUCAUGCAACUCAACGGUCCUCACUGUAUACUCAAACCCUGCACGAGGGUUGUGCGGUGCACUAGAAGGAUUGAGAAAUAACUGCUGUGUUCUUUACCAAAUGAAAAUACUUUGUGUCAUUACCCGUUCUGUGUUGCUGGCUUUGUUUUGGAUGGUGGGAAUGGGGGUCGUCUUGAACAUGCUUAGAAUUGAGGAAGCUGAAGGUUUGUUCAGAAUACUCCCAGAAGAGGAUUGAAAAUCUGGUGUCUAGCUAAAAUAGCUGAGCUAUAAAAUGCCUUGCCGGACAAAUUAACUUGAGUUCGAUACGGAAUCAAGUCCCUCCAAAGCGGAAGAGCGAGAAAGGAACACAAUGCUUCAGCAAGCUCCUCCUCCAAAUAUAUUUGCUGCACAGCUGUUUUAAAGGCCUACAUUUUGCAAUAUUGUUUAAUGAAUAAACAGGAUAGGGCUCUGAAUU
Messenger RNA from Pelobates fuscus (common spadefoot toad), 2533 nucleotides. It is a transcript of the gene EDC3, whose product is annotated as enhancer of mRNA decapping 3. Gene Ontology annotation, cellular component: P-body. Gene Ontology annotation, molecular function: mRNA binding. Gene Ontology annotation, biological process: P-body assembly; deadenylation-independent decapping of nuclear-transcribed mRNA. The record is from RefSeq and is a predicted model, not a curated record. NCBI's taxonomy places the organism in Eukaryota, Metazoa, Chordata, Amphibia, Anura, Pelobatidae. The transcript is spliced from 8 exons. The coding region runs from base 92 to 1723 and encodes 543 amino acids.